UAUCAGAGAGCAUCUCCCAAAUUCUACCUAUAUCUCGAUAAGGAACAGAUUAUAUGUAUGUCCUGUCAAAGCACAUGUAUGAUAGGCUUGUAUGCAUAUUUUUCAGCAUAUAAAAGCAGGUUUGAAGCCCCAGGAGUUCUCUAAAGUAGUUGAGAGUGGUGGCUCCAAGCACGGCAACUGAAAACUUGGGGAUAAAGAGCCACCCCCUAGUCAGUGGAAUCAAAGCCCAAGGCUAGGUGGUUACAAACAGCUGGAACCAGAUAAAAAUAUACAAUAUCUUUGUCAUCCCCAAGAAUCCUGUCCUUGAAAGGCUUUGAGGAAAAAGCAAAAAAAGCUCUUAUUUUAACACUUUAUUUUUUUAUAUUUUUGUGUGUCUAUGGAUCCAAAAUAUUCACUCUCUCGAAGUGUGCUCUUUUUUUUAAUUGGUCUGUUAUGUUGAACUGGUUGGUUAUUGGCAUGGCAUCUGUGAUCAGUGAGCUUUACUUGAGAGCUUUGGUCUUAGGGUUCUGGCUACUUGUCUCUUCACUUGGAUAGAACUUGCUGAGUUGUGAAACUACAUCUCCAGAUGCUUCUGGGUACCGUUGCAGUGUAAAUGGAUCAGAGGAUCAAUGUGGCACGUUUGCAGUGAUCCGAACUAAUUCAUACUACUCAUCUCUUUCCAACUUGAGCUUUUAUUUAGGCCUCAAUCGGUUUAAAAUUGCUGAAGCUAAUGGUUUCUCUGCACAAACAGAGUUUCUGCCAAGAGAUCAGCCUUUGUUGGUGCCAAUUGAUUGUAAAUGCAACAAUGGUUUCUUCCAGGCUGGUUUAACAAAAACUACAAUCAAAGGCGAGAGCUUUUAUGGUAUUGUUGAGUCAUUGGAAGGCUUGACAACCUGCAAAGCCAUCCGAGAGAAGAAUCCUGGAGUCUCACCAUGGGGUUUUGGUGACAAAGUCCGGUUACUGAUACCAUUAAGAUGCGCAUGUCCAUCUGCAUUUGCAUCUGAAGGCACUUAGAAAGCAAGGCACCUACUUUCUUAUCUAGUAACUCAAGGUGAUACAAUUUCUAACUUGGCUAUUGCAUUCAAUACAACUUCAGAAGCUAUAAUAUCUGAAAAUAACAGAUCCUUAGGGGCCUUCAAACUUGAAAGUUUAAUACCUCUUACAUCUCUUCUCAUUCCACUCAAUGGUGAUCCUCUUCUUGGUUCACUAGCAAAACCUAGUGAGCCUAAUCUGCAUUUUCCAGAAACCAGCAUCCCAAUAAUUAAAACGCACAAGAAAAAGUCAAGGAUGUGGAAAGUCGGAGUGUAUAUUGCAUUAAGUGGGGUUGUAGUUGGAGCUAUCAUUGCUGUUGCAGCAACCUUCUUGGUGAUCCAAUUGAAGCGAAAGAAGAAGCAAAAUUGUAGAAAAGAUGUAGAUGUGGAACUGCAGCAGCUUAGUUUAAGCGAAAGAACUGCAAGUGAGAAGAAAGUCUUUUUUGAGGGAUCUGAGGAUGCUUUAGAUGGUAAGAUCAUUGACAGUAGCACUCCCUGUAAGGCGCUGAUGGAGAUGUACACCAUAGAGGGGCUGAGAAAAGCUACAGAGGACUUCAAUUCGAGUAAUCAGAUCGAGGGAAGUGUGUAUCAUGGUCGUCUCAAUGGGAAAAACUUAGCAAUAAGGCACACAAGAACAGAAAAUAUUUCGAAGGUUGAGCUUAGAUUCUUUAAUGAUGCAACUCACCAGCACCCAAACAUAAUUAAACUGCUGGGAACUUGUGUGACUGAGGUCUCUAAUUCGUUUUUGGUCUUCGAAUAUGCUAAAAAUGGCUCCUUGAAGGAUUGGUUACAUGGUGGAUUGGCAAUGAAAAACCAGUUCAUAGCCUCCUGUUAUUGCUUUUUGACAUGGAAGCAGAGGCUGAGGAUCAGUCUUGAUGUAGCAGUUGCUUUACAAUAUAUGCACCAGAUAAUGAAUCCAAGCUAUGUUCAUAGGAAUGUCAAGAGCAGAAAUAUCUUCUUGGAAGAAGAUUUCAAUGCAAAGAUUGGGAACUUUGGCAUGGCAAGGUGUGUUGAAGAUGAUACAGAGUAUCCUGAUCUUUCAACUAAUCCUGCUAGUUGGAGCCUGGGUUACCUGGCUCCUGAAUAUCUUCACCAAGGUGUGAUUUCCCCAAGUAUUGACGUUUUUGCUUAUGGGAUAGUUUUGCUUGAGAUUUUAUCCGGGCAAACACCAAUAAGCAGACCUGAUAAGAAGGGAGGAGGGAAUGUUUGGCUUUCAGAGAAAAUCAAGGCCAUAUUGCAGUCAGAGAGCGCAGAGGAGCUAAGGGAAUGGAUGGACAGUGCAUUAGGGGAGAAUUACUCAUUUGAUGAAGCUGUCACAUUGGCAAAUCUUGCUAGAGCUUGCAUAGAAGAAGACCCCUCUCUGAGACCGAGUGCUGGAGAGAUUGUUGAGAAGUUAUCAAGAUUGGUGGAAGAAUCACUGGAAGUGGAACAUAUGUUAAUCUGUGAAAGCUCUUGCAAACCUCUGGUAAAAGCAUCAACGACCAAUCUAUGAAUAAUCAAUUAAGGAUCCAAAAUAGCUACUGUUAGUUCUAAUUUUUGAGCUGUUUCGAAAUGUUCUGCAGUCCUUGGCUCUUAGCCUCUUGUCUAUUGAUAAGGGCAGUGGGAUCCUGUACAUACGUAAUUAAGAAACUAAAUUGGACAAAAAAAAGCAAGUUUCUACUUUGUAUUCUCUAUAAUUCCUGAAAUAAUA
Messenger RNA from Theobroma cacao (cacao), 2700 nucleotides. Its product is annotated as protein LYK2. The record is from RefSeq and is a predicted model, not a curated record. Gene Ontology annotation, molecular function: protein kinase activity; ATP binding. Lineage: Eukaryota; Viridiplantae; Streptophyta; Magnoliopsida; Malvales; Malvaceae. Gene Ontology annotation, biological process: protein phosphorylation.